GGAUCCCUCUUCCCAGCUACGCCCUGAGCCUCCAACUACAAUCUUUCACGUAGAGACACCUCCUGAAUUUUCUCUCCCCACAGAAGAAGACGGAAGAGGAGAAAAAAACUUUCCUUCUCCCUACCAAAUCAUCCAUAAUGACAGAAGGACCUGCGAGUCCGCGCCAGGUUCGAAUCACAGUUAUCGCUGCGGAUGGGCUUUAUAAGAGAGAUGUCUUUAAGUUCCCGGACCCAUUUGCUGUCGUCACUGUUGAUGGAGAGCAGACUCAUACAACUUCGGUGAUACGCAAAACAUUAAAUCCCUAUUGGAACGAGUCGUUUGAUUUACAAGUCUCGGAAGCGUCCAUCGUAGCGGUGCAGAUAUUUGACCAGAAGAAGUUCAAGAAGAAAGAUCAGGGAUUCCUUGGUGUUAUCAAUCUUCGAGUGGGCGAUGUGCUUGACAUCUCUUCAGGCGGUGAUGAAAUGCUUACGAGAGAUUUGAAGAAAUCGAAUGAGAACGUGAUAGUUCAUGGUAAACUUAUCGUAAGCCUGACCACGAACAUCCAUACACCUAUUCGAACGCCUGGCCAAAUCCAAUCUCAUCGACCAACACUGCCUGUACCUACUGGGGGCAACGGAGGACAGGCGUCUCCUGCGGCGCCGCCGAACAAUCCACAUUCCUCAACGAACGGUACAGGGCGUCACGCACACAACAUGAGUUCAUUUGAGGAUAACCAAGGAAGGUUACCUGCUGGUUGGGAGAGACGUCAAGAUAAUCUGGGUAGGACAUAUUACGUGGACCACAACACCCGUACUACGACCUGGAACAGACCUUCAACUACUUAUAAUGAAAGCGACCAGCGGGUUGCUAUGCAGCAAAACACCGAGGCCGAGAGACAGAGGCAUCAAAACCCGGCAUCGAUGAUGGCAACGGGUGCUACAACGGCUGGAACUGGUGAACUUCCCCCCGGCUGGGAACAAAGGCAUACUCCGGAGGGCAGGCCGUACUAUGUGGAUCACAAUACUCGUGCAACAACGUGGGUAGACCCAAGGAGGCAACAAUACAUUCGCAUGUACGGAAGUAAUACAGGCACGCCAAGCAUUCAAAACCUUCCCGUUUCGCAGCUGGGCCCCCUACCCAGCGGAUGGGAAAUGAGAUUGACCAACACCGCGCGGGUGUAUUUCGUGGAUCACAAUACUAAAACGACAACUUGGGAUGACCCACGGCUUCCAUCGUCACUUGAUCAGAACGUUCCCCAGUACAAGCGCGAUUUUAGGAGAAAGCUUAUUUACUUCCGCUCACAGCCUGCGCUUCGUAUCCUCUCUGGCCAGUGUCAUGUUAAAGUUCGUAGGAACCACAUUUUCGAGGACUCAUAUGCGGAGAUCAUGCGACAGACGCCCAAUGACCUCAAGAAGCGGCUCAUGGUCAAGUUUGAUGGUGAAGAUGGUUUGGAUUAUGGCGGGUUAUCGAGAGAGUUCUUCUUCUUGCUCUCACACGAAAUGUUCAACCCUUUCUAUUGCCUGUUUGAGUAUUCUGCCCAUGACAAUUACACCCUCCAAAUAAACCCUCACUCCGGAAUCAACCCGGAACACCUUAACUACUUCAAGUUUAUUGGGCGAGUGGUUGGUUUGGCGAUUUUCCAUCGACGCUUCCUUGAUGCAUUCUUUAUCGGCGCAUUUUAUAAGAUGAUACUGAAAAAGAAGGUCGUCUUGGCCGAUAUGGAAGGUGUUGACGCCGAUUUCCACAGGAACUUGACCUGGAUGUUGGAGAACGACAUCACCGACAUCUUGGAUCUCACCUUCUCAACAGAAGAUAGCAGAUUUGGUGAGACCGUGACCAUCGACUUGAAGCCUAACGGCCAAAAUAUCGAAGUCACAAAUGAUAACAAGAGGGAAUAUGUUGACCUUGUCACCGGUUGGCGUAUUGAGAAGCGAGUGCAGGAGCAGUUCAAAGCCUUUGUCGACGGUUUCCACGACCUUAUACCAGCUGAUUUGAUAAACGUUUUCGAUGAGCGGGAGCUGGAGUUGUUGAUUGGAGGUAUUGCCGAUAUCGAUGUUGAAGACUGGAAGAAACACACGGACUACAGAGGAUACACAGAGAGCGAUGACUGUGUCCGGAGUUGGGAUGCUGAACAGAAAUCGAGAUUGCUCCAGUUCACCACUGGUACCUCACGUAUUCCAGUCAACGGUUUCAAGGAUUUGCAGGGUAGUGAUGGACCCCGUCGUUUUACGAUUGAGAAAGCGGGUGACAUUGGUCAGCUACCAAAAUCCCACACAUGUUUCAACCGAUUAGACCUCCCUCCGUAUAAGAGCUUUGAUGUUCUAAAUCAAAAGUUAUCGUUGGCGGUGGAAGAGACUAUGGGAUUUGGGCAAGAAUAGUCCACUCAUCCAUGCUUCCACCUUUUCGUUUUCUAACAUUUCAUUUUCUCAUGGUUCUCUCCUUGUUCUGACCUUUCCCCUGAACGGACUUCUCCUGCGGUAAUUAUUAAGUUGGUGGGUGGUACCGUGCGAAUACUGUAGCUCUGGACACUAGUAGCUUUCUCUUCUUGCUGUUGAUGGAAAAGGAGGGGAAUGAUAAAGUUUACAUUAUGUGAAGAAAUUUCUAGGCGCUUGUAGAGGAGAGCGAAGGGCUAACAAGACUUUCUGCAUUGAUGGAUUAAAGGGGAUAUUAUUAUGUAGUAGUAGCAGGCUCAAUUUGCAACUAAGGGAUGGAAGCUUGGAUCUUAUUUACACCAAGGCGUCGAUAUUUGGUAGGGAGGAUGGGGUUUUUUUUUUCUGCUCUUUGUUCUGCUUUCUUUUGUUGCUUGUUCUUUCGGAAUUUGUCAUUUAUUGUCGAUGUUUGACCAGGGCGAUUGGGCUUGCAAUUCCUGUCCAUAACAAUCUUACUCUGGAUAAAAUUGAA
Tuber melanosporum (Perigord truffle) is the source of this 2880-nucleotide messenger RNA. RefSeq lists its product as uncharacterized. Lineage: Eukaryota; Fungi; Ascomycota; Pezizomycetes; Pezizales; Tuberaceae. The record is from RefSeq and is a predicted model, not a curated record. The transcript is spliced from 13 exons. Gene Ontology annotation, molecular function: ubiquitin protein ligase activity; protein binding. The coding region runs from base 138 to 2357 and encodes 739 amino acids. Gene Ontology annotation, biological process: ubiquitin-dependent protein catabolic process.